This is a messenger RNA of Guillardia theta CCMP2712, 510 nucleotides long. RefSeq lists its product as hypothetical. NCBI's taxonomy places the organism in Eukaryota, Cryptophyceae, Pyrenomonadales, Geminigeraceae. Gene Ontology annotation, molecular function: protein heterodimerization activity; DNA binding; structural constituent of chromatin. The transcript has a single exon. Gene Ontology annotation, biological process: nucleosome assembly. The record is from RefSeq and is a predicted model, not a curated record. Bases 1 to 312 code for a protein of 103 amino acids. Gene Ontology annotation, cellular component: nucleosome.
AUGUCAGGAAGAGGUAAGGGCGGUAAGGGACUGGGCAAGGGAGGAGCCAAGCGACACAGGAAGGUUCUGCGCGACAACAUCCAGGGCAUCACAAAGCCUGCGAUCAGAAGGCUCGCCAGGAGAGGAGGCGUGAAGCGAAUCUCCGGCUUGAUCUAUGAGGAGACAAGGUCAGUGCUGAAAGUUUUCCUCGAGAAUGUCAUCCGGGACGCGGUGACGUACACGGAACACGCGAGGAGGAAGACAGUCACAGCGAUGGACGUGGUGUACGCGCUGAAGAGACAGGGAAGGACGCUGUAUGGGUUUGGUUCGUGAAGGAAUUUAAAACCUGAAACAUCGAGGUUGCAGUUUAAUUGCGACUAAUGCGGACUUGUAGACAAGAAUGUGCCAAGAAUGACUCCUAGGAAACUAGGGACUUCAUUCAAGGAAUAUAAAACCCUGCAAGCUUUCUGCUUCACUUCUGAAGCUUUCUGUUUUUUAAUCACAUUUAAUAAAUUUUGAUUCUUGAUUAUC